Striga asiatica is the source of this 456-nucleotide messenger RNA. The record is from the annotation of a GenBank genome assembly. NCBI's taxonomy places the organism in Eukaryota, Viridiplantae, Streptophyta, Magnoliopsida, Lamiales, Orobanchaceae.
AUGAACAAAACAAACCUGAAUUGCACGAUGAUCCUUGUGAUGGGCCAAGCAGAGAGAACAGAGUGGGCCGUUAGUACAGUCCAAACAGUACAUAUUGCAUUCGCUUUUGUGAGAGUCGGUGUGGUAUUUGCAGUUGACGAAGAAUUGUUCCCUGAGAAGGGGCUUCAGCCACGGCGGCCACCGGUGGCUGUCCUCCUCGUCAGGUCCUCCGGCUCCCUACUCAAAAACCAAAAGAUUAUACAAAUUGAGAAUUUAGCAAAAAUUGUGAGUGGGCAAAGCACAAAUGGGGAAGAAAAGGAAAGAAGAGCAAGUGGAGGCGGUGAGAGGGAGAGAAGAAAAUGGGGUUACUUACUUGUAGGUGGCGGGUCAUACAUGUACGAAAGCUCCGAGCCUAGCUCCGAGCCUGAACCUGAAGAUACAUUGAAUUUUAGGUUCUGCGCCUUAGAACUUAAAUGA